Molecule: messenger RNA, 995 nt
Organism: Drosophila arizonae
Lineage: Eukaryota; Metazoa; Arthropoda; Insecta; Diptera; Drosophilidae
Gene: sta
Product: stubarista 40S ribosomal protein SA
Biological process (GO): translation
Cellular component (GO): small ribosomal subunit; ribosome
Molecular function (GO): structural constituent of ribosome
Source: RefSeq, a predicted model, not a curated record
UUUUUAUCAGUUAUCAACACUUAUUCAGGCCUAGUGGCAUUCGCGAUGUCCACCACUCGUCCAUUUUGUCAACGCUCCCAGCGGCAUCCACAACGUUUCGUAACUCUUUCACGUUAAAAUGUCGGGAGGCUUAGAUAUACUGUCCCUCAAAGAGGAUGACAUUACCAAAAUGUUGGUUGCCACUACUCACCUGGGCUCCGAGAACGUCAACUUCCAGAUGGAGCAAUACGUUUUCAAGCGUCGUGCCGAUGGUGUGAAUAUCAUCAAUUUGGGCAAAACGUGGGAGAAACUGGUUUUGGCUGCACGCGCCAUUGUUGCCAUUGAGAAUGCAUCCGAUGUCUUCGUCAUCUCAUCACGUCCCAUUGGCCAGCGCGCUGUGCUGAAGUUCGCCAAGUACACGGACACCACACCCAUUGCUGGCCGCUUCACGCCCGGUGCCUUCACCAAUCAGAUCCAGCCCGCUUUCCGCGAGCCACGUCUGUUGGUUGUCACCGAUCCCAACACCGAUCAUCAGCCCAUUAUGGAGGCGUCGUACGUGAACAUUCCCGUUAUUGCGUUCACCAAUACGGACUCGCCAUUGCGCUAUAUUGACAUUGCUAUCCCAUGCAACAACAAAUCGCCCCAUUCGAUUGGUCUUAUGUGGUGGUUGUUGGCCCGUGAGGUGCUCCGUCUGCGCGGUACCAUUUCUCGCACCACCGAGUGGCCCGUAGUUGUGGAUCUCUUCUUCUAUCGCGAUCCCGAGGAGGCUGAGAAGGAGGAGGCUGCAGCGGCCAAGGAGCUGCUGCCACCACCCAAGAUCGAGGAAGCCGUCGAUCAUCCCGUCGAAGAGACCACCAACUGGGCCGAUGAGGUUGCUGCCGAAACUGUCGGCGGAGUCGAGGACUGGAACGAAGAUACCGUCAAGACAUCCUGGGGCAGCGAUGGCCAGUUCUAAGAUGUUCAGCCGGCCGAAAGCGGCCUAAACGAACUGUCAAGCAUAAAUAAAUGCCAACAUU